AUGUCUAUCGAACCAUCAAGUUCCGAUACUCCACUGCCAUCGAUUUCCUCAACGGAAAGCCUUGACAGUCUGGACAUGUUGGAGCGGCACUUCGAACCCGCUUUCGACCAACUGGGCAGUAAUCGACUGCAGAACAUACUCGAGAUGGAUCUGCCUCGUCCAAAAGCACUCCUUUCUCAUCACGGUUACGAAGUAGGACAGGGAGCCAUCGCAGGUGGAGCCGUGGCAGUCGUAGUUGUGGUAUGUGUUGGAUUCUUGCUCGUAUUGCUCGUUAUCGGAGUACUAAAAAUGAGGGACACUCCGUUGCCGCGCAGGAGGAAGAACAAACGACAAGUCAGCUUUUUAGUUUUCUUCUUGGAGUCUCACUAUCGAAAACGACUUCUUUUGCAGGAUGAUGGCAUGGCAUGGGAUGAUUCUGGUAUGAAUAUCACUGUAAACCCACUGGAUGAUGUGGAGAAGAAUGUGGUGGAAGAAGAGUUUACUGAAGAUGAGGAGAGCACAGAUGGCGAGGGAAGGUGA
Molecule: messenger RNA, 519 nt
Organism: Strongylus vulgaris
Lineage: Eukaryota; Metazoa; Nematoda; Chromadorea; Rhabditida; Strongylidae
Source: the annotation of a GenBank genome assembly